Esox lucius (northern pike) is the source of this 2742-nucleotide messenger RNA. RefSeq names its product geminin coiled-coil domain containing (gene gmnc). Gene Ontology annotation, cellular component: nucleus. The transcript has 5 exons. The record is from RefSeq and is a predicted model, not a curated record. Gene Ontology annotation, biological process: negative regulation of cell cycle; negative regulation of DNA replication. The coding region runs from base 256 to 1536 and encodes 426 amino acids. NCBI's taxonomy places the organism in Eukaryota, Metazoa, Chordata, Actinopteri, Esociformes, Esocidae.
AAAUCAGGCGUUGCAGCUGUUGGUCACCAAGAUUUUUGACCGUCCAGUAACACGUCACAAGUUUGACAGCUUUUGAUCAUCAAAUCAGAUUGCUUGGAAAGUGGGAAUACGGUUUACGCGUCACUGCUGCUGCAAAAUUAAGAUUAGUUGUAGCCUAUUCCUACCUCCCCCAACCCACGCAGUAGCUCUCCUACAGGUUCGGAGCAUUCCCGGAGCCGACACACGCAGCCUGCGCUGUGUGACCCCACCAGCACUAUGAGCACUGUCCUGACUUGCCAAGAUCUGAGCUUUGUAGGGGGCCAAAUCUACGACUGCCCUUACCCCUUCCAAACGUCAGCAGACAGUGUUGACGUUUCCACGGUGACUCUGGCCUCCUUUUUGGCUGCUGGUUCCCCGGACGACACAGUCUGCCAGCAUGAGUCGACACAGAGGGAAAUCAACCACUUGGAUUUGGAUUUUGGGACUUCUCCAACUGACCAGAUCUGGACUGACCAAUUGUCGCCACAUUUGCAGAGAAACAAACAGCUUCAAGAUACAUUGUUACAGAGAGAGGAGGAAUUGGCAAGGUUGCACGAGGAAAAUUUCAAACUCAAAGAAUUCUUAAACUCCUCAUUUGUAAAAACCUUGGAUGAAAAAAGAAAGAGACUUCUCUCUGCUCAGAGCGGUGAUUGGAGGAGGAAACGGAAGCGAAAUUCUGAAAUCCAGAAUCUGCAUGGUGUUGGAGAAUUCUGGAACCUAAGUGCCAGUCAGCUGCUCCUUGGUUCUCAGGGUAAACGGACCUGCCGAAAUGUAUCUCUGGAAUUCUGUUCAGAAGAGGAGCUAGCUAGCACCCCUCCUGUAGACUUGUGGAUCCUGCAGACCUUGGGCCUGAAGGAUGAGGACACCAUUGAUACAUCAUCCAAUGAAUACAACUUUAACUCCUCCAUUAAUUCCCUCACAGAAUCCAGCUCCAGCACAGACUCCUCGGGUGACUGCCAAACUUCUGAUCAUAAAAUUACAACUUAUGACUCAUGUUGUGAUAGCCAUGGACAUGGCUGCAGUAUAGGUCUUUCCAAUAAUUACUACUUGAACACGAACAGUGAAUUCAGUGUCACUACAGUCUCUAAUUUUACUGGAAAUGUGCCAUUUGUAAAUUACAACCCUAGUAUAGAAAUCACCCCCAAUUUCAAAGUCAUCCCUUAUGAACAUCCACUACCUCAGUUGGUAAAUCCCCUCUCAUCAGCUGACCCAAUACAGCCAGUCAAGCCCAUAUUAGACACCACACCUAACCUGUUGCAGGACAGGAGUCCCAAACUGCACCACACUCCCAGUUCACACUGCCACAGCACCUCUAAUCCAAUAGGGGCUGAUGUGCCAUCUCAAUACCUUUCACUGUCUAUGCCACGUAGCCCAAAAGAGCUGGCAUUUAGCAUGUCCUUAAACUCUUCCAGCAGCGUCAGACUCAAGACACACAGCUUCCCACAGGGCCAGGCCUUUGUCCGAAAGGACACCCAGGGAGGCUGGAACUUUACCUGGGUCCCCAAACAAGGCAAUUGAGCCAAAUGUAAACCUUAGCCAUAUACAUGAAGAUGGAUGGAUGGAAUAAAUACAAUUAGAUAUGGAAUAUGUCGACCCUGCAUAGUUACAUAUAAAUAAUAUGGACAUGUGAAGCCCUAUGCUUUUUUAACUUAAAGGCAAGUGUACAACAUCUCCAGUUUGAGUCAUUAACUGUCACAUUGCAUAGGUUUAGAAGGCUUGAAUUAUGAUUGAAAAGCAUUAGCAGUAGUUAGCUAUUAGCCUAACAGAUGAUGGAUAACUUGUACUAACAGAGAAGAUGACUGCCAGAGUCAAGUGCUCGUAAUGCUGUAUAACAAUGUAAACCACAAAAAAACACUGUGAUCCAAUUCAAGGCUUACUGGUCCAGACCCCUAAUCACACUGCCUAUAGAGCCUGCAGCUUUUAGCACUUUGAUCUGAUCACCUGAACUGUAAUAAAAACAACACAACUGUACAGUUGGUAAACAUGUUGUCAAAUAUAGCCUGUGAAAGUUGAUCUAAGUUCUAAGAUAUAAUAAUAUUUUAAUGAGAAAAUAUGUCAGACAUACAUACAUGACAGAAGUCUAUAAUAACUAAAGGAAAUGUGUUUAUAAUUGUAGAUACAUUAUGAAUCCUACUUUAAUAUGAGUUGUUAUUAAUUAGAGCAGUAGGCUGAUUAUGCAAUAUUCAUGAAAAACACCUUAUUCUGCUUAUCUUAUAAUCAGCAUAUAGUGGUUAUAUCAGCCUUGCAACAGUGUAUUUGAUCUGUGCAAGUGCUAGCACCAGCAAAGCGAGUUGAAUGAGUAGUCAUUUUCAAUUUAGGAACUUUACUAAUAUUUCCAACCACAGAAUUAAAUAGGUUUCCCAGAAUUAAUGUGGAUGUGGUAUUUUGAUUGGCAAUUGUUUGCCUUUAUCAAAGUAAACUGAUUUCAAAUGUGCCAAUGAAAACAAGUUACUGUAGUUAGGAAAAUUGUUCUGCAUUUAACCGUACUUAUUAACUAUUAUACCUGUGAUGUAAGUAAGAACUUUCUAUGUUACUAUAUAACAGACAAUUUUAUGGCCAGAUUAAAUGGCCAGGAAAAACCGGCAUCGAUAAUCAUUGAAUAGAACAAAAAUGCACUAAGGCUCACAGUUUCCAUCCUUUUUUGACACCAUAAAAAUCCACAAUAAUCUUUGCUAUAUCAGGCCUAGCCUUUUUUAAACAUGUGUUUAUUAUCAUAAAUCCCUU